Molecule: messenger RNA, 1688 nt
Organism: Alosa alosa (allis shad)
Lineage: Eukaryota; Metazoa; Chordata; Actinopteri; Clupeiformes; Clupeidae
Gene: myd88
Product: MYD88 innate immune signal transduction adaptor
Exons: 5
Coding region: 152-1036 (294 amino acids)
Biological process (GO): Toll signaling pathway; positive regulation of canonical NF-kappaB signal transduction; defense response to Gram-positive bacterium
Cellular component (GO): plasma membrane
Molecular function (GO): Toll-like receptor binding; TIR domain binding
Source: RefSeq, a predicted model, not a curated record
UUGAGCUUCUUUGACUGUGGUUCUAGAAUAUACUUCUUGUUGAUUAUGGACAUUAUAACUAUUUUACAGUUAUAGAACUGCUUUUUUUUUCUUGUAACUGGAGAUUUUAUCUAGUUUUCGGUUUAAUUACUUAUCGUCGAACAGGCUCAACAUGGCAUCUUGUAGUGAGACCAGCGUUGACUUCUACCAAAUACCCUUAGUUGCUUUAAAUCAUAGUGUUAGGAAAAAGCUUGGACUCUACUUAAAUCCGUCCAGCACUGUGGCAGAGGACUGGACUAAUAUCGCAGAGAGGAUGGAGUUUUCGUACCUUGAAAUUAAAAAUUAUGAAACGUGCCAAAAUCCUACUCUGAAGAUUUUGGAAGAUUGGCAAGCGCGCUGCCCAGACACAAGCGUUGGAAAAUUACUGUCGAUAAUCGAAGCUGCGGAAAGGAUGGAUAUAAUCUGUGAUCUCAAACCAGUAAUAGAGGCUGACUGCAUCAAGUAUCUGAAGAAGCAAAAGGACCCUCCAGUCCAGGUCCCAGAGGUGCAUAGCUCUAUCAGAACCCCAGAGCCUUAUAGCAUCACCAUGCUUGACGAUCCGAGGGGUCACUCUCCUGAGAUGUUUGAUGCCUUCAUCUGCUACUGCCAGAGCGAUUUUGACUUUGUCUACGAGAUGAUCAAGGAGCUGGAACAAACGUCCCACAAGCUGAAGCUGUGCGUGUUUGACAGAGAUGUCCUGCCUGGAACGUGUGUGUGGACCAUCACCAGUGAACUCAUUGAGAUGAGGCAAGUUAUGCAUUGUCACACAGGGUGCCGAAAGAUGGUGGUCAUUAUUUCCGAUGACUACCUGGACAGUGAGGCUUGUGAUUUCCAGACAAAGUUUGCUCUUAGCCUCUCUCCAGGUGCUCGCACCAAACGACUCAUUCCAGUGGUCUACAAGCCAAUGAAAAAGCCAUUUCCAAGCAUUCUACGGUUCCUGACGAUCUGUGACUACAACCGGCCCUGCACGCAGGCUUGGUUUUGGAGUCGGCUGGCUAAGGCCUUGUCUCUGCCCUGAUGGUGUGGGAUGGGUUGUGCGAAGGUCAUGAGUACACCACAAUAAUCCCUUUCAUUGCUGGCAGGUGGGGAAGUCUCUGGUUAGGUUUCCGAGCAGUAGAUGGCACCUACCUGGCAGACUCUGGAGUUUCUUUGUUAUACAGUUGCACGAAUGGUCUGCUCGCCAAACACGCACUUCACCAAUGCGCUCUAGUCUAGCUGAAGCAAUCAUAUCAAAGGGCGAACUAGUGAAUGUAUAGUUAAAAAAACAAAAAGAAGAAAUAUGAUGGUAUUUUUUAGAAUUUCAUAUUUUGAUAAAUUUUAUCUAUUCUGUUUUUGAAUUGAAUGAUUUGAUUUAUAUUUGGUUUGGUCCUUGCUUAACAUUGUUUUUUGCAUUCUCACCUGUGUUACUGUUGAACCACAAACAAAAAUAUAUAUGAGAUAAGAUGAAUUUGUUACAUUACGUUUGAGUGCUUUUACAUAAGCAAGGUUUUACUUUGGACAUUUGUAUCUCAAUGAGUAUGCAUUGGCAGAAAAUUGGCUAUUAUUUAUUAGCCUGGCUAGCGCCACCACUUCUCAAUGAGACGUGGUCUGGGAACCAAACGUUCAUUUUCUCGUAUUUGAAAAAAAUGCCCAGAUCCGUUUAUUGGGUGCCACGGCUGUCUAUCAAAUGC